This is a messenger RNA of Neltuma alba, 1284 nucleotides long. RefSeq names its product disease resistance protein RRS1B-like. Lineage: Eukaryota; Viridiplantae; Streptophyta; Magnoliopsida; Fabales; Fabaceae. Gene Ontology annotation, biological process: defense response. The transcript is spliced from 4 exons. Bases 1 to 1242 code for a protein of 413 amino acids. The record is from RefSeq and is a predicted model, not a curated record.
AUGAUAUAUAGGGUGUUGGAAUAUGCUGAUGGCCUUCCCUUAGCAAUUGAAAUGUUGGGUGCAUCCUUUUUUGGAAAAAGCGUUGCAGAAUGGAGAAGUUUCCUGGAUAGAGAAGAAAUUAUUCCUCCCUAUGAGAUCAUAAGGGUGCUUAGAAAAAGUUUUGACGAACUUGAUCACAUGAGUAAGGAAAUGUUUUUGGACAUAGCAUGUUUCUUUGUCGGGAAGGACAUUAACUGUGUGAAGGAAAUUUUACAUGAUUGCUUCAGUUGCUCUGUUAAUACAGAAAUUCUUAUUCGGAAAUCAGUCAUCACAAUUGCAAAUGAGAGGAUACAAAUGCAUAAUAUGUUGCAAGCGAUGGGGCGAGAUAUUAGUCGCCGACAAUAUCUGCAUCAACAAAGCCGAUUAUACCUUUAUAGUGACAUUAAAUCUGUUAUGGAGAAGAAAAGAAACACGGUGAUGGAAAAUGUUGAAGCUCAGCUAGAUGACAUCGAAUCUGUUAGUGAGAGACAGAGAUACACAUCGAUGGUGGAAGGAGUUGAAGCUAUAGCCUUGGAUUUGGAAGAGCCAAAAAUGGCUUCAUUGAGGGUUGAUGCUUUAUCAGAUAUGAUCAACCUUAGAUUGCUCAUAUUCCGUAACGUGGAAUUUUCUGGAACCCUCAGUAAUCUUUCAAGCACGUUGCGAUAUGUUUCGUGGCAUCAAUAUCCUUUCACUUCUUUACCAUCAAGUUUUCAAUCUGACACACUUGUUCAACUGAUUAUGCCUGAAAGCAACAUGACAGAAGUAUGGAAGGGCAGAAUGAUGCUCCCUGCUUUGAGAAAACUGAAUCUAAGUGGCUCCAAAACUUUGACAAAGACGCCAGAUUUUGGUGGGGCUCCAGAUCUUGAGAGGCUAGAGCUCGAAGGAUGUACUGGAUUGUUGCAACUUGAUCCAUCUGUUGCUAAACUUCCAAAGCUCAGAUUCUUGAACUUGAAAGGUUGCAUCAAUCUUGUCAGUAUCCCUAAUUCCAUGUUUUGUCUGAACUCGUUGGGGAAGAAAUACGUGGAGAAGGGUCAAGGUGGGAUUGUUAGCUGGGAAGAGUUCAGGCACCUGGUGGAUGAGUUUUUCUUUCUUAAUAAUGGGUUUGCAAAUAUCGGGGACGUGUUCCCUUUGAUUAAUUUUCUGGACUUGCGGGGUCAUAUAAAGAGAAUGAAGGAUUUUAGCGGGAAAUUUGAUAGGUUUAUGGAGCACGUGUUGGAUGAAUGAUAAAUCCCUAUUUUAAUAUAUUAUUUAAUGUCUUUUUGGGGA